Molecule: messenger RNA, 1484 nt
Organism: Linum trigynum
Lineage: Eukaryota; Viridiplantae; Streptophyta; Magnoliopsida; Malpighiales; Linaceae
Source: the annotation of a GenBank genome assembly
CUCUCUCUGUCCUAGAUAAUCAGCAAUCACUUGCUAGACCUUCAAAACGUGAGUGAUUCAUUUACCUUGCUUACUACAUCUCAACCCAUAUAUCUAUAGGGCAUCUCUGUCACCUUUCAUCAUCCUCAAAAUCACUCGUCCAACUCAUAAAAUCUCCUUCUCAAAUGGCCUUCAACAAUGCUCAGCUUCGUCCUGUCGUUGUGUUCAAAAACCAAGGCUUUCGAAACGCCAUAGUUUACUCAAGGUAUCUUUGUUGCUUCCGCGAUCGUCCCAUCUAUCCCUUAUUCACCAUCUCUCCUUCAGCCUUCUCAAAAUAUGACAUGGAUAUUCCCUCUCUCAUUGCUAGAUUGGGACGGGAAUCAUUGACUAAGGAUCAACGCUUUCUUCACUGUCCUGAAGCAGUCAGGCUAUUCUAUGUCAACAUUCGUCGUGACCAUGGUACUGCACCACGAUCCUUCAACACCAUGGUUUAUGACCAUGAAAUCACAGUCACACCAGACCUUCUUGCAUCGGUUCUAUCACUUCUUCAUUCUGGGAUUAAGGCAAGUUAUGAUAGUGAUUUUGCUAAACAAGGGUUUGACUUUUGUGUUCCCCUUGAUCGGCUGACCUGCGACAUUGGCAAGACUUUCUCCAACCAGCUGUCAGUUGGUCAAUUUCAUGAUGAUCUAAAAGUCCUGCACUUUUUCGUCACUCGAUGCUUCCUUUCCCGCGACAUCACAAGUGUUGGUCUUCUUCAUUCCUUGGAUCUCUGGAUUAUGGGAAAUUCUCGUGCUCGUCAACCCAUAAGUUAUGCAUCACUGAUGUUUGCCCACAUGCUCGAUUUUGGCGACGGUGCCUGCAGGGGUGCUCUACCCUUUGGACCCCUCAUCACUCGCUAUUUACAUCACCUUGGCAUUGAUCUUCGCGACAAAGUAGCAGUGUGUAAUGUCCAUGAUGAUCUAUGCCCUAAUCAUGUCCUCGUUCCUCUUGAUGCUAACGUAGGGCGUCGUAAGCUAGUCUCUGGCUCAGGGGAAGACGUUGUGCCCUGCUACUCAGCUUUCUCUCCUGCUGAUCCUAGCUCUGAUAGCUUGAUUACAGCCUUGAAUCAAGCUGCAGUAUUAGCCAUAGAUAGUGAGGUCAAGCGUCAAAAAGAAACUGGUAAUGGAAAGACCACAGGCCUUCUGGUUUGCAAAGAACGUCUUGAACUGAUGGAGUUUGAUGAAGCUAGGCCGGCUCCAGAUGACUUUGAUCCAAUCUCAUCUGACUCUAGUUCUGAAGAUGAAAUCUCAGACUAUGAAUCGCCUCCUAGUUACCCCUUCUAGGAACCUGAUGAAUCUGCUCAGGAGGAACUACAAUUUACCGGCUAGGGAAGUCUUGUAGGGAUGAGUUAGUUUAUGUGUGGUAGUGUCCAGUUUGCUUUUCCUAUUGAUUGUUGUUGAUUUGAAAUCGGAAUAUGUACUAUGUUUAAGUCUUUCGAUUAAUCUGAAUAAAAACUUCCCUUGCCA